AUGAUAUCAUUACUAGGUAUAAUAUUCUUUGCAUUGACGCCAAUAUAUUCAUUGCAAUAUGGAAUUUUGUUACCAAAUGAAAAACUUUCUGAAUUAACAACAAUCAAGAAUAAUGAUCAGGAAGAAAAAGAAAAUGAUAAACUUCAAUUACAAUCAUUUUUCACGAAAUCGGAAUUAAUGGAAAUUAAUAAGAUUCUUCAACAUAUUAAUGACACUGGCAAGAAUGAAACAGAAGCAUUUGAUGAGAAUGAAUUUUCUGAAUUCAACUAUUACAAUUCUGAUUCAUCAAAUACGAAGAAAAUAUUUAACAUCAUGAUGAAAUCUCAAUUUAAUCAAUUUCACAAUGAUUACUAUAACUAUUGUUUAGAAGAACAACUCGAUAUGUCUUCAUUUGGUCUUCCUCUCAAUCAUCCAUUAGUCGUACUCGUUUUUAUUGUUCCAUUUUAUUCUGGCAUUUAUAGUAUAGUUCGUGAUGAAUUACUUAAUCCACUAUUAAAUAUCGAUAUCAAUAAUGAAACGAAAAUAAAUGAACUUCAAUCAUCUAUAUCGAAAUUAAAUACAACACUUUUUCUAACCGUUAUGGUGUUCAAUCCCAAUGAAGUUGCUAAUACGUCGAGACCAGUAUUCCAUCGUCGUGAUCUAAAAUUAACUAUUCAUUCACAUGAACUAUGCAUAACCGAUUUGCAGUUAUAUCUAUCUAUACUUCAACAACGAUUGAAUAAUACUAAAACAUCUAGUGAUUAUAUGAAAACCUUAUAUUUACAGAAUUUAAAUUUGUAUAAUGAAGUCAAACAAAAAUAUUUAAACUGCUGGUUUUUUUGUGAAAGACUAAAAAAUGAAAUGAACUCUCGAUAUGAGCAUUUUAAAUCAUCUAUAGUUGAUGCUAUUUAUAAUGCCUAUGAACUUGAUGAAGUAAUUAAAGAAAUUGCAAAAGUUGAACAAACUCUUGAUCGUCAUUGUAAAGAACUUGAUUCAAUGAAAACAAGAUUUUUAUCUGAUCAACAACAACAAAUCGCUUUCAAUAACAUUAUCAAAAAAUUCGAUGAAAUGUACAACAAUUUGCAAAAUGUUACUACACAUUCGAAUAACUCAAAUUACAUCAUUUAUCUAUUAUUUCGAAUUCAAUCAAUUAUAAUUCAGUUACAUGAGAUCUAUGAUAUUGCUCAAGAAAAUUAUUUUCGAAUACCACCUCCUAAACCAUUCAUCACAAAUGAUGAAAUAGAAAAAAUCAAGUCGAAAAUCGUACAACUACAAUUUGUUUUAUAA
Messenger RNA from Rotaria sordida, 1266 nucleotides. The record is from the annotation of a GenBank genome assembly. Lineage: Eukaryota; Metazoa; Rotifera; Eurotatoria; Philodinida; Philodinidae.